Rotaria socialis is the source of this 339-nucleotide messenger RNA. NCBI's taxonomy places the organism in Eukaryota, Metazoa, Rotifera, Eurotatoria, Philodinida, Philodinidae. The record is from the annotation of a GenBank genome assembly.
AUGGAACAUUUUGAUGAUAUUGUCACGAAUGAUGAAAUAAUAAAUGUACCCUAUGAUCAUGCUUAUGAUUUAGAUCUUUCAUAUACAAAUAAUGACUCUUCUGACGGAGGACGUGACGAUGAUAUUGAACUUGAUUCUCAUGAAGAUAUUGAACCUGUUAAAGAUUUUUUUAUCGCUGAAUCACCAUCUCUGGAAAAUAAUAUUGAUAGUGAAGAUGAUGAUACACCAAAUAAAAAAUAUUUACAGAUAAUAGAAUUUAUACGUGAUGCUAAUUUAGAUAAAACUAGUACUGAUCGAUUAAUGCGUUUAUUAAAUAAUGUUAAUGAGUAUGCUGGAUGA